AUGGCCAGCAAGCUCUGCAGAAGCAGGGCUUUGGCCUCGGCUUUCCGACCAACAACCUCCUCCAUUGCGGCGCCCAUGGUGCGGUGUUUUGCCAACACUGCCCGUAGCAAUGUCGCCGUUCCCAAGGACGCCCCGAACCCCCGUGAGCUUCCCCGCGACCAGAUCGGUACCCUCAAGGCCGCCCCCGUGAACCCUGCCGACAAGUACCAGGCCAAGGCGGAUGCUAUGCACAAGUAUGGCGCCUGGCUUAUGGGCUGUCUUCCCAAAUACAUCCAGCAGUUCUCUGUGUGGAAGGACGAAUUGACCAUCUAUAUCUGCCCCUCUGGCGUCAUCCCUGUCUUCUCUUUCCUCAAGUACAACACCUCUGCCGAGUUUACCAUGGUCAGCGACAUCACCGCCGUCGACUUCCCCACCCGUGACCAGCGCUUCGAGAUCGUCUACAACCUCCUCAGCAUCCGCCACAACUCCCGCAUCCGUGUCAAGACCUACGCCGACGAGGCCUCUCCCGUUCCCAGUCUUACCCCCCUCUAUGAUGGCGCCAACUGGUAUGAGCGCGAGGUGUACGACAUGUUUGGUGUGUUCUUCGUCAACCACCCCGAUCUCCGCCGCAUCAUGACAGAUUAUGGCUUCGAGGGUCACCCCCUGCGCAAGGACUUUCCCCUUACCGGCUACACUGAGAUUAGGUAUGACGAGGAGAAGAAGCGCAUUGUCACAGAGCCCUUGGAGCUCACGCAGGCGUUCCGCAACUUUGAGGGAGGCUCCAGUGCCUGGGAGCAGGUUGGAUCUGGCGUGGAUGUUACGCCCGAGACCUUCAAGCUGCCGACACCAAAGCCAGAGCCACCUAAAGAGGAGAAGAAAUAG
Molecule: messenger RNA, 861 nt
Organism: Podospora anserina S mat+
Lineage: Eukaryota; Fungi; Ascomycota; Sordariomycetes; Sordariales; Podosporaceae
Exons: 2
Coding region: 1-861 (286 amino acids)
Molecular function (GO): NADH dehydrogenase (ubiquinone) activity
Source: RefSeq, a predicted model, not a curated record